Messenger RNA from Maniola jurtina (meadow brown), 618 nucleotides. RefSeq names its product cuticle protein 19-like. NCBI's taxonomy places the organism in Eukaryota, Metazoa, Arthropoda, Insecta, Lepidoptera, Nymphalidae. The record is from RefSeq and is a predicted model, not a curated record. Gene Ontology annotation, cellular component: extracellular matrix. The coding region runs from base 43 to 438 and encodes 131 amino acids. The transcript has 4 exons.
UGUUUAGAAGUUAAAGGAAGUAAUAAAGAAAACAUAAACAAAAUGUCUUUCAAGGUUCUGUGUUUGGUCAUUCUCGCUGUGGUUUCCUUCGCCGAUUAUGGAUAUGGACAUGGCCACGCAUAUUCGUCUCAACAUAUUUCUCGACAUGACGGACAUCCGAAGAUUGUGCAUCUGCAUGGACAUCACGGACAUAAUCAUAUCGAUUACCACACGCAUCCCAAGUACACGUUCGAGUACAAAGUGCACGACGACCACACCGGCGACAUCAAGUCGCAGCACGAGACGCGCGACGGUGACGUUGUGAAGGGCUACUACUCGUUGCACCAGCCUGAUGGUUCCGUGAGAGCUGUUCACUACCAUGGCGACCACCAUACCGGAUUCCACGCUGAUGUCAAGUAUGAUACGCAUCACAUUAUUCCCAAGAAACACUAUUAUUAGCUUAGAUAAAUAAGUUUGACAUUUAUUUGUUCUUUAGUUAAAAUAAGUGAAAAUUAUUGUAAUGAAUGUUGUAUGAUGGAUGACCUACCGACCGCCAAACUUCAAUUUAAAGAUGGUACCCGACGAUGCAUGAUAAGAUGUUGAUUUACAUUGUUAUAUUUGUACAGUUUGUUAAUAAAU